AUGCCUCACGCGUUCAAGCAAUCGCUCGACGACCUCUGCUGCCUGAAUCUGAUUGGCUCCCGAAACGCCACGCUCGAGGCGCCUCGGAGCACCAACCGAGCCGCGCAAAAUAAUAUUUUUGACGACUUCUCCUGCUUAGGGUUAGGUCUUGAGGACGAAUCCGACGGUCUGUUUCGGUCUGCGCCGCAAAGCCGCUCCGUUUCCCCCCCGCCCACCUUCCCCCCUCCGCUCGCCGUUUCCCCGCCGCUGGACCCAGCGCGCGCGGUUCCAGGCAGCGCGACCGGCGCGCAGGUCUCCGCAUUCAGCGCCGCGCUUGCCGCCGCCACUGGCGCCGCCGUCAAAAGCUCGUCUGCAGCCUUCGCGGAUCAACUCCCCCAACUCCCGCGCUCCGCCUUCUCGCCUUCCCCCGCUAAUGCCCCCGCUGUUCCGCUCCCCCCUUCCCGCCCCCCCUCCUCCUCGUCCUCUCACCCCUCUUACCCGCUUUCCCGCGAAUCGCUGUUGCGACGGCCGACGCGAAUUAUAUUAGUGCGACACGGGCAGAGUGAGGGGAACUUGGACGAGGGGAUUUACACCCGAAUCGCGGACUCGCGCGUGUCUUUAACGCCUCUAGGGUUCGAGCAGGCCGUGGAAUGCGGCAAGCAGAUUAGGAAAUUAAUCGAAUUCGACCGGCGGAAAGGGGGGAAGCAGGGGAGAGGUGGGGAAGGGGGGAAGGAGGGGAGGCGGAACGCGGGAGGUGAUUCUAGCGAGGGUGAUUAUAGCGGAGACGAGGAGGAUGAUUGGGGGGUGUAUUUCUACGUAUCGCCCUACCUGCGAACUCUUCAGACCCUGCGGGGCAUAGGGCGUGCAUUUGACAGGCAGCACAUUCUGGGAGUGAGGGAGGAGCCUAGGCUGAGGGAGCAAGACUUUGGAAACUUCCAGGUGCAGGAGCGCAUGAGGCAGAUCAAGGACAUGAGGCAGCGAUUUGGACGUUUUUUUUACCGAUUCCCGGAGGGGGAAUCGUCUGCUGACGUGUACGACCGCGUGACUGGCUGUCGUCUGCUUGUUUUCGUAUCCAUCCCACCCUCUCUUUCCCCCCUCCAUUGCUCCCCCCCGUUCUCUUAG
Molecule: messenger RNA, 1101 nt
Organism: Closterium sp. Naga37s-1
Lineage: Eukaryota; Viridiplantae; Streptophyta; Zygnematophyceae; Desmidiales; Closteriaceae
Source: the annotation of a GenBank genome assembly